AUGACCUGCAAGAGCGAGCAAGGCAGGCCGACGCGGAAGCUCGAGUGGAACUGUUGCGCAGCAGCAGGGGUGGGGAUGAAGGGGCGCUACCUUCAACAGAGAGACGAGACGAGCCUUCCUCUUCAUCAUCUUCGCGGGAUUCCAUCUCGCGACCUUGGCGUCAACUCGGGCAAGGGCAAGGGCAGGCACGCCGACGGGGACCCGCCAGGCGUCUAUCUCUCUGAUCCGGCCCUAGCGCAAGACGGACCAGCAUGGUACGCCUCGCCCGAUCUGCAGGGUCCCAAGCAGCGCCGCAAGACGGAAGAACAACGCCUCGAGGAUGCAUACAAGGAUACACGAUCCAAGACGAGCCAUGAUCCGCUUACGGCCAUGGAGGGGUUUUUGGCCAAGAGGGAGGAGGCCAAGAGGAGCAGCAGGGUUGAUGCAGAUGAGCAGGAGGCGGAGAGGGGAAGAGGGCAGGGGCAGGGAGGCAUCAGCUCGUACAAGCAUUAUGUGCAGCCAUCGACCUCGCGAGAGGAUGAUGGCGAGACGCAGGCGCAGAGCCAGGAUUUUCAAGGGCGCCCAAAGAACAUCGAUCCGGGCGGCAUCGCCGCAGCGAGCGAGAUGACGAGCAUAGACGAAGCAGACGACGUGGAGACGGGCGAUCUCGCCGAGAAGAGCGGCACACCGGGACUAGAGCUGGGUACGACGAGCCACGUCGACCGGAUAGGCACCGCAGAGAGGAGGAUCAUCAAAGUCGAAGGAGAGGUCGAGGAGAUGAGGGACGACGCAGCCACCGUGGACGAGAGCGCUCCUGCUCCUCGCCACGCCGACACGAGCGGAACCACCAGCGCGGCGAACGACAGCGCGGUGGACGACAGCACGCAGCACGACAGCACGGAUAGCCUCCUCGCAGCACCACGCAGUCCCUACGCGGGCGAGUCAAUGUACCCCGUCCUCCUUGGUGAGAUGAUCGACACGGUGCUCGGUGCAGAAUCGCACCUCUUCGACGAACGGGAGACGCUGGUGCUCACGCAUUACGCACGGCUGCCCUACGAGGCGCGCUACCUCUUCUCGCGGCUGAUCCAGCGCAAGGACACCUGGCAUCGUCUCGAAGCUCUACGUCAGGCCUACGCCACUGAGAUUGUCGACAUCGAAGCAGCCAUAGCCGCUCUUAUCGGCGUGGAGACACGGCCGGAGACGGAGGCAGCGCACCCGCGCUUCCUCAUCACGCACGAGGACGCCACCCCUGCUGGUCAGGAGGAGCUACUGCACCUUCUCACCCUCGACGAGCUCAAGGUCCUCGCAAAACGCAUGCAAACACCAAAGGCGGGCACAACAAAGGGAAGCAUCAUUGCUGCCCUGCUCACAACGCGCAGUCAGGGUACGCUCGCCUCGCAUUUCUUCGCAUCCUCCUCACCGCGCAAGCCCGGGACCGCUGCACAGCCUGCGCCGCCCCCCUCGGCAGCAUCAUCAUCGUCGUCGUCUCGCCAGCUCUCCCUCAGCUUCACCUCCUCGGGCCGCAAGUCUUCUCAAUCCACCCGCCUCGCACACCAAGUCACCGCCCUUCUCGGGCCCCUACUCCGCCUCUCCCCCUCGGUGCGAAGCCUAAUCGAUCGCGUCGCCUUUGUCUUCUACCGCGGCUCCAUGCUAGGCGGCACCGCUCUCACCACGGCUGUCCUCUCUCGGUCUAGACGCCGCAACUACCCGCGCUACCAGACACAGCGAUCCCCGGACCUGUGGGGGAGUCGGGAGGAGUUGUUAAGGUACGAGGAGGCAGUCGCGAUGGAGAAUCGGAUGGAGGAGCUGCUACAGUGGGGGGAUGGGAGUGAGGCCACAUUCCAGAAGGCGUUGGAGCUAUUCGAGAGCGUGUGGCCCGUUUGGCGAGAGACGGUUCGCGAGCUGGACGCUCAGCAGCAGACGCCAAGCAACGCCGACGCCAGCCGCAGUGCGCCCGCGUAUCAUCGCAAACGCUUCCACUCUGGCUGGCCUCAAACGCGCAUAGUCUACAAAGGCUGCACGGUCCUCGCUCGCUUCAAGCUGCACGACCGCGAAGCAGAGGUACUCCGUGCCCUCCUCGCGCAACGCCAUUUCCGUCGGGGCAAACGCGGCGAGUGGUACGAUCGUCUGGCGCUCAUUACUGCGAUGUACUCCGCGGGUCUCGGAGAGGACAAGAGUGAGGCGGCCAAGAUGCGCGCAAAGGGCGAGGCCCUGACGAUCGCUGUGGCGGGCGUGGAAGAUCGCGAUACGCACCUGAUUUACCACGAUCAGCUACAGCGCCGUAUCGUUAGGCUGGAGGGACAGCUCCCCAUUCCCAAGGGGGAGAAGCACGAUUUCUCCUAUGCGAAGCUGAAGAAGUGCAAGGAGCGCACCUUCUCCGGGAUUAGGCUCGACGUUAUGGAUCAUGAGAGUGGAGCCGUGGAUCUCGCUGCGGGUCAGACGUUGCUUGCUCCCCUGCCUAGCCCGACGGGGACGGGGAGGGGGAGGAGCCCCACAAAGGGCGGGUCGCCGAUCAAGGGAGAUGGGGCAGCUUCUCCUGAUACCGCGAUGAGCUCGACGCCUACCUCUUCGACACCGCAGGGCUCCCGAUUCCAAGCGCGCGCCCCGCUACGCAAGAUAGUCAGGGUGGAGCGCCAAGUCUCCCCGCUGAAGGGAGCGCGGCCUAUGAAACGCGACCUUUCGAGCAGCUCCGACCUCCUCCUUCCUCCCAGCCCUCUCGACUCGCCUGGGGGUAACGUCAACGACAUGGGUCUGACGCGCAGCCCGAGCUCUAGCAGCCUACUAGACGCGUCCUCUCUUCCCGACUCUGUCCUCUCCCAAUACUACGAAACAACCCGCAAGGAGCGUCGCCGCGACAUGCACUCCGUCUGGCGCGGUCCGUCGGACGGCUCACCCUGUCGCGUCGAGUCCCUAGUCCUGCAGCGCUACGCUCAAGAAGGGUACGUGGGGAGGCACGACGAGGGAGGGAUGUUGAAGAUGCUCUUCGCCCUCUGUAUGUGGGACGUGCUCUUUGCCAGCGGAGAGGUACGCGCGCCCGACGGAGGGAGCGUGGUGGUGACCGACGUCUUCGAGACGCCCUACCAACGCGCACCUCUCGAUUUGGCAGAGGACGCUUUCGCCGUAACCCGCGCGGCGCUCAUUCGUCCCCGGCUUGCCCUCAUAUCCAACGGAGGCGCGCCGCAGCUGGUGGCAGAAGUCGAUGAGCGAGAGCGCGCCCGUGCUACAUGGGCGGUAGGGUGUCGCUGGGACGCUUUUUCGCGCGAGGAGCUCCUCGAGGUGGCCGAGCUGAUGCCGGGCCCGGCGCUCGCCUUUGUGUUCCAGAUGAUGUGCGAGGAGUGGGGGCAUUGUAGUGGUGGUAUGCCCGAUUUGAUCGUCUGGCGGCCGCGUGCCGAGGAGGGGCAGAUCGCAAUCAAGAAGGAGGAGGAGGCGGAGGAGAAUGGUGGUCAGGGACCCUCGGUCAAGCUGUGCGAGGUGAAAGGGCCCGGCGACAAGUUGAGCGAAACGCAAAAGGUGUGGAUCGAUGUGCUUUUGCGCGCUGGGUUGGAGGUGGAGGUCAGUCUGGUGAGAGAGAAGGGCGACGAGGGCGACGAGGGCGACGAGGAUGAGGGGCCGCCUGGGACGAGGAAGAGCGCCAGUCCUGUCAAGAAGGAGGCGACGUCGAAGAGAGCGGGGUGGUUGACUGUUGGCAAGGGCACGAAGAAGGGAUGA
Molecule: messenger RNA, 3687 nt
Organism: Jaminaea rosea
Lineage: Eukaryota; Fungi; Basidiomycota; Exobasidiomycetes; Microstromatales
Exons: 2
Coding region: 1-3687 (1228 amino acids)
Biological process (GO): interstrand cross-link repair
Cellular component (GO): nucleus
Molecular function (GO): 5'-flap endonuclease activity; 5'-3' exonuclease activity; flap-structured DNA binding
Source: RefSeq, a predicted model, not a curated record